Pantherophis guttatus is the source of this 4390-nucleotide messenger RNA. Lineage: Eukaryota; Metazoa; Chordata; Lepidosauria; Squamata; Colubridae. The record is from RefSeq and is a predicted model, not a curated record.
UACAACUCUUCUGCUUUUUUGGAGGGUGACAAACUCUGGAAAAUGAAUUAGAUUAAAUGGACCAUUCUUUUGCAGCCAUGUUUCUUCAUCUUCUGUGUGUAUGUGUUUUUUUAAAUAUAAAACCAUUCCACUUCACUACUGAUGUGUGGAUGGCACAUAUUUUUACCUCAGAGUAGCUGGAAUUAGUUCUUGAUAUAGAAUAGAAUAGAAUAACAGAGUUGGAAGGGACCUUGGUGGUCUUCUAGUCCAACCCCCUGCUUAGGCAGGAAUCGAUCAUAUUGUGGAAAGAGUUGUUAUGAUAGCAUAAUCAAUAAUGUGUGUUGUGUGUUGAGGCAUCAUUACAAUCCAAAAUUAGCAGGCAUCACAGAAAAAGCAAGAAGUCAAUUUUUAAUUAUGGACUGUUUUAGAACAAUAGCCUUGUUUUUGCAACAUGCUUACCUGGAGUGCAGGGGCAGAGUAGAACUAUUUAAUGGAAAAUAAACUUGCCCUUCCAAAUUCUGUGAUUGAGAGACUAUCCUAGAGGUUCUCUGCAGAAUUAGUGUUUCCUUAACACUUCUUUGAUUCAAGUGCAUCUCCUAUUUAUACAGUAAUGGCUGCUAGUACCAGAGAUGUACGUCUGGUUUGCAUAGUUUUGGUCAAUUUUAAUGAAGAAUAAUACCUGGAUUCUGUUGUUGCAAAUAGGCUUUUUGGUUUCUGAUAUGAUGUGUAUUUGAUAUUUGCUAACAUUCAAACUGAACUCUCCCCCCAAAUUCAGUUCAUAUGCAAUCCUCUAAAGAGGGCUGUAAAGCACUGUGAAGCGGUAUAUAAGUCUAAGUGCUAUUGCUAAGAGAAAACAUAGACUUCAUGGUUCAUAAUGAAUGAAUCAAUGUCCUUCAUGUUUUUCUAUAUACGACUAGUUCUCUGGUACUGAAUAACUUCCCAGGUUCUUGCUGCUUUAAUUAUAUGCCGUGCAUUUAGGAAUUUCCUGAAAUGAAUUAAAUUUUCCUGACAGUUAUUACAGUCUGAUUUUAAAAUGCCUGUUCUUUGAAUACUUUUUGUUAUUCAUACAUGUGGUUCAUUUGCUGACCCUCACUUAAUCCAUAUGUCUUGUCUGCAAGAGAGAAUGUCUUACAGUCAGAUAUUUAUAGUGAGUUAUUAAUGGCUGCAAUGAUGCAAUGAGCCCAGGAUCAUUUUUCAAUACAGCAAACAUCACAUUUUGGUUUUGACACUUGCUUAGAGUGAGCAGUCUGUGUUGCAAAUGUGGGAGAAAGAUAUGUGGUUUUAACCUGUAUGAUACUACAAAAAUGCAUGAUGAGGAAGCUGAGGAUGACAUCCCUAUUCAGCUUGUCAUUCAGCAAAGCCUACAUGACAUACCCCGGAGCAAGACGGUGACUACUGCAAAGAGUGACAGCUUUUGUUUCACAACAAGUCCAGAUUACAGAAAGAUCAUCACUGCCAUUCGGACAGUUAAGUAAUAGGUUCAAUUUUCUUGGGAAUUUAUAAAAAUACACAAAUGAACUCAAUUAGUUGAUACCAACCCUCAUGUGCGGAGGAAUUAAAAGUAGCACCUGCAGGUGUGAGGCAGCCUUUUAUUAUGUUAACAAGCGUUUGUUACUCAUUACUAAAACAAAGUGGUCUUUGAGUUUAAAGAACAUAAAUUGUAGAUCUUUCAUACUCGUAACAGGUGAAGAAGAGUCUUUACUUAAGUUGAUGAGGAAUGGAUCUGCUUUUCAGGAAGUAGACUCCCAAGGUUGGCUUCCUCUUCAUGAAGCAGCAGUACAACCAAACAAGAAUAUUCUAGAAAUUACUUUGAAAGCCUCACAUCCUACUGUCUGGCAACAGACCAAUCUAAAAGGAGAAACUCCUCUGUUUCUAGCUGUGGACAAAUGUCUUGUGAAAAAUGUCAAUGUUCUGCUAAUCAAUGGGUUUGAUCCUGAUACUAAGAAUGAAGAAGAAGAUUCUGCUUUAAUUAUUGCAAUUAAACAUGAAUCAUAUGAAAUUGCUUCCUUAUUGAUACAAUUUGGUGCCAAUACCAAUCUACAGUGUAUCAACAAAAGGACAGCUUUACAUGAGGCAGCCAGAUUAGGCUUGAAAGAUAUGGUGGAAUUACUGCUUUGGUCCAAAGCCGAUCCAGAUCCACGAAGUUCAUAUGGGCUCACCCCUCUAGCGUUGGCUGCACAGAAUGGGCAUACAGAAAUUCUGGAACUCCUACUGCGUAAAGGUGCCAACAUCCUUUCUCAAGCAUCAGAUUCUGCAUCUAUAUUAUUUGAGGCUGCUGGAGGAGGAAACCCAGAUUCCAUCUCUCUCCUACUAGAAUAUGGAGCUGAUGCCAAUGUCCCAAAGCAAUCUGGGCAUCUUCCUAUUCAUAGAGCUGCUUAUAGAGGUCAUUUCUUGGCUUUACAGAUUUUGAUUCCAGUCACAGAUUUCAGUGUCAUAAAGGAGAGUGGAAUCAGCCCAGUUCACUCGGCGGCAGCAGGAGGACAUUCUCAGUGUCUUGACUUUCUACUCAAAUCUGGGUUUGAUGCUAAUUUUAUGUUGCAUCGAAGAAUUCAGAAAAACUAUGAUGAUGAGAGAAAGUCAGCACUGUAUUUUGCGGUCUCUAAUGGGGAUAUUGAGUCCGCUCAUUUGCUCCUGGAUGCCGGAGCCCUACCAAAUCAAGACCCUGUUAAUUGCCUCCAAGUGGCCUUGAGAAUGGGUAACUAUGAACUCAUCAGUCUCCUGCUUCGCCAUGGAGCCAACGUGAAUUACUUUUGUAGAGUCAAUACAACCCAUUUUCCAUCAGCUCUACAGUACACUCUGAAAGAUGAAGUCCUGUUAAGAAUGUUGCUGAAUUAUGGAUACAAUGUUUCCCGUUGUUUUGAUUGUCCUCAUGGAGAUAGCAAGCAUUCCAAGUACUUAUUUGAAGGGUGGACCUCAACUGUUAUCAAAGACACAAUGUUCUGUGAAGUAAUUACACUGUCAUGGUUAAGGCACCUGUCUGGGAAGGUAGUGCGAGUGAUGCUAGAUUAUGUAGAUCAUCUUAGAAUAUGCACUAAACUUCAAGAUACUCUUCGAGAACAAAAACUGUGGCCAGAAAUCAAUGCAAUUUUGUCAAACACACGUCCUUUGCAACAUCUUUGCCGUUUGAGAAUCAGAAAAUGCUUAGGACGCUUACGUCUGCGCUGUCCUGUCUUCCUGACAUUUCUGCCAUUACCAAACCGUUUGAAAGAAUAUAUCCUCUAUAAGGAGUAUGACCUCUAUGGACAAGGACAUCUAAAAGGAUUCUACUAAGUCAAAUGCAUAAAAGUGCAGUUGGAAGAUAUUCUAUAUAUAAAUGAACAAAGAUAUUAAAGCAUGUUUAAAAUAGAAUUCCAGUUGGUACUAACAUGUCUGCUUGCUUUAUACUUCAGUACAAAAAAGUACUCAAACCUCAAUGCAGUUUUGCAGAUCUGAUUUAUGGCAUUUUUAUUUGCAAAGAUAUAUGAACUAACCAUGUUAAUUUGAAAUAUCUAACACCACAGAUGUAAUUUAUGUAACAACACUCAAAUGAUAUACUCUGGGAGCAGAUGUCCCCAAACCUUGUGAUACCCUAUCUUCUGAUUUCAAUGGACAUCUCAAUUGGUCCAGGAAAAAGGGGUUCCCUAUAAUAUAGAUUCUAUCUGUGGAGGGGGUUCUCCUUGCAACCCUUCAUAUGCUCACCAAAUCCACUGCAAUUAUUUUUCCAUCUUAGCUGCAAAUAUUGAAAGCAGUUUCUUAAAGAGUUAAAGACAAAAGUGUGCCUUUUGCUCAUAGGUGCCCAUAUUGGAAUGAAAUAAUUGCAUGCUGUUUUAACACAUAAUAUUUUCAAGAAGUACAAGCAGGGCAUAACUAUACUGCCUAAUCUUGACUUUUUCUUUACAAAUACUGUUGAAUAUUCCCUCUAGAAGGAAAACAAUUUGCAUGUGUAAGGGGUGUUAAUUGGCACCAAAAAAAGUAGGUCAUGUAUACACUGAUGGAAAGUCUUUUGGUUUGGUACUUGUAUUUUUAAGCAAGACUUCUUGUGUAUCUCUUAAAACUUAUAUUUAACUUUUAAAAUUUGGCUUUCCAAGUGAAGUUUAGUCUUAGAUUUUGUAUGUGUGCUAUUCAGAGAUCCCUUAAUAGCCUAAGUUUCUAUUGCCCACAUCCUUAAGAUACAACUUAAAAUCCUAUAAUGUGCCUUUUUUAUUGAGAGUAUAUUUAUUGCAACUUCAAAAACAUUUCUUUUACAACCCCAAAAGGUUUUCUUUGAAAAGCAGUGUUGUAAAUGAAGUAUGUAUUUCCAAAAUAACUGAGGUCUUGUCAUGUACCUUUACAUUACAGAUGUAAUGAAAAUUGUAUAUCGUCUUGUGUAUUGCCUACACUUAUUGUAUAUAUUUUUAGAGUUAUUUGACAUAAACACAAAAUAUUUAAAAUA